Molecule: messenger RNA, 2987 nt
Organism: Monascus purpureus
Lineage: Eukaryota; Fungi; Ascomycota; Eurotiomycetes; Eurotiales; Aspergillaceae
Source: the annotation of a GenBank genome assembly
AUGACGCCUAAAUUCUAUUCGCUGAUCUGUGAACAAUCGAGCCAGACCUAUAGUACAUGGCGCUCCACACAUCUUAGAAUACAGUCGAUCUGCAACAAGAUUUGGCUCGAAGUGAAGCCCGUCCUUUGCGUUGAUUCACCUGAAGGUCACACGGAUGAACCGGUCGAGGACUUGGCUGUCGGACCAAAGGAUAUCCUUUCUUAUUCGUGGCGCGCGCUGCGUGAGUCGAGCCUCUUACUCCAUGCAACGCUUGCCAAUUCCGCGUAUGGACCAAAGGGGGAGACUGGUCUAACUAGAGCCGAAUACGAAAAUAUCGGCACCGCGAGCUUUAUUCAGCUGGCUGAGCUGCGACACAGGGGAGCAUUUUCGACUGUUUCUCAAACUUUCGCCACUUGUUGCCAAAGAUGCAGCCAAUCCAGUGAUCCAACCAUCUCCUCACUGCCUCAGGGAUGGUAUGAGGAAGCGAGGAAGCUCAUAUAUGCGACUGCCUCGAAACUCACACGACGGUCAGCUGGUCUGCCUGCCUUGAUCACUGGUAUCCUCUUGUCUAAUCCCGGAGGACCUCUAUUUCAACGCGUCAUGACUGAACUUCAAGAGAUAUCCCGCAUGCCAGCAAAGAACGAUAGCAGCACCCAGAAUAUUGAACUGCCUCAAGUGCAUGCAAUGAAUUGUCUCAAGGAUAUUUUUGCUAAUAACAAGCUUGGCCCUCAAACUAAGCCGUUUAUUAUCCCCUCUCUGACUCUAUCAGUUGACCGUAUAGGAUCACCCAUUUGGAAUCUUCGCAAUGCCGGACUGAUGCUAUUCCGAGCUUUGCUGGGCCGGAUGUGUCGAUCAAUUUCUGGGUCAAGCUUUGGUUUUGGUGGCAGCUCAGGUUCGGAACCGGGCGCAAGAGUUUCAUUCCAAAAGUAUCCCGACCUUCCACAGCUGCUGUCUCGUCUUCUCGCGCCAUCCAGCAAAGAAACUGAAAUCGGAGACAAUGCGUCAGUGACUGAGCGAGUCUUCCCAGCCCUCGAACUGAUCGGCGAAAAGGUUCCAUUUCCUGGCGACGAUACCACCGUUCUUCGUAAAUUGGUUUUGCAGCAACUCAACAGUCCGGUUUGGGCGAUUAGAGAACAUUCAGCUCGGGUGUAUGCGUCACUAUUGAGUCGGUCCGAUAUCCUGACAGAGAUACAGUCUCUUCUUGAUAUCGAAAGAGAUCAGACAGCCCAGAACUAUCUGCAUGGGAAGUCUCUCUGCAUUCGAUACGCUUUGAGUAGAUUUGCAUCUGCUCCGGUUGUGCUCUGGAAGGGAAAUAUUGGAAAAAUAAUGUCCACCGUAAGGCACUCAUUUGCGGCCUUAUUUCCUUCCGCCAAAUCUCCAGUCGUUGCGGCGUCCUUGAUCGAGAUCUUAAAUGACGUGGUUGAAAAGAGUAUAGCGUCUGGGGAAGCAGGGAAUAUCACUUCACUCCUUGAGCAUGUGUUCGAGGAAUAUGGUUUUGAUGAUAUUCUGGACUACUUGUUCAACUCGUCAGACCCAUCCUGGAGAUCUUCCAGUACAACCCGUGCUUCUUCUCUGCUGCGCAGAGCGCUAUCGUGGGCCGCCAUUUUUAGAAUGUUCGUUUCAAACAAAUUGGAUGAGUUGGAGCCAUUCUUGCGCAGUGUCUCGGCUUUUGACCCCAAUGCAGGCCGUUGGCUUCUGGAGCGAAUGCCAGAUGUCUUUGGAGAAGACGAGUCCCACAAGGGAGCUUUAUUCAAGCUUUACUCGUCAAUUAUUCUAAGCAGUUCUUCGGAUCUUGUGAAGGCAGCAGCUAUUUCGAACCUGGCCUCUUUUUUGGAAGCGUUCCUGGAUUUUCACCACGGUAUUACCAAUGUUCCCGAUCUCCCUUGGGAAGACCUAGAAAGACAGAUCGAACCCGGAACAGCUGUCGAGACAUGGAAUAGAGAGAUGACCGAUGCGGCAUUACGUCUCCAAGGCUGCCUUCUCGCCGUGAAAGCCAUCUCUCAUCAGUGGCAGUCUCCUUCGGCGGAAUUUGAGCUGGAGCUUCGACAGUGGACGAUAAAGCUGCGAUGUGCACUUCAAGAAGAAACAGAAUUUACUACUAGACAUGCCGCUGUAGCCUCAUCAUCGGCUUUCGGACGUGCUUUGCGACCUCCAGGCAGUUCUGCCCGAGUCGAUAAUGUCUUCCUUGAUAUUUAUCUCAUUUUGUACGACAUGCUUAACGAUGACGAUGAAGAACUCCGUGAUAUGGCCGCAGCCACAGCUUCUUGGGUUCUUUCGUAUUCAUCAAUUAACCAUUCUAAAGCUGUUUCCCUGGCUCCUUUGAAUGCGAGUGAGCUCCUUGCGGAGUUCAUCAGCACCAACUACUCGACAUCGCAGCUCCUUUGCAGUAAGAUCUUCCAUUAUAUUCUAGGUCAGGUGCCCAGGGUCAGCGAUCGCCUUGGAAAAGUGAACCUCACGCCGGUUUCGGACCUUAUCUCAGAAUAUCGAAAAGAGAGUACCGUCUUAUUUGUGGAGGAGAAGCAGAACCUCUUCAUCGAUGAUGUUCGCGAGGCUGAACUGUGGUCCAAGUCCAUUCAUCUGCUAGCGGAAGCAUCCUACAAUGAUGGCCGUACUCUUAAUGAAGUCUUCACAUGGGUAUCAGAAGGAUUGGCCUAUCUGUCUACGAUUACGGCUGACGGGGCUGGUAAAGAUGGGCCUCUCGGCUGGACUUCAAAGCCUGAGAUAUUCACCCUGGGCGUGCGGGUGAUUAGCAUUGCAGGGGCCCUGGUAUCGCCUAGAUUCCCCGCACAGAAGCUUUUGGGACAUGACUAUCAACAAACGCUGAAAGAGAAGCUGCAAUUGCUGCAGAGACAUGGGCUUGCUGCAUCCAUGAAUGGUGACUGGCUUUUGAGGAUACAGGCUGCUUUGGAAAAUUCGUGAUGUUAUAGACAUGAUAGAUUGGAAUAGAGCAUUUGCAUAGUAGAUAUAGAUUAUGUUGUGAAAAAGAAAGUUGUGAUCCGGUCAUUCAC